AGAUUCUGGAAAAAGGAGCAACAUCAAAUGAAGCAGAUAUAAAGGAUCGAACACUCAGAAUACUCUCAACUAUUUGCGACUUCAUUUGCAGCCCACCAUUCAAGAAUGCACCCUCUUCAGAGUCUGACGUGCUUAUGUAUUGGGUCAAUGUAUUUUCAAAAUUAACCAAGCAGGUUUCCAUACACACUGAUGAAAAGGCAAUGCUAGCGUCUAGAACUAUCCGUCAGAUGCAUCCUCAGAAUAUGACGAACCAUCUGAUAGUUCGGAGAGCUGAUUGUCUUUUUAUGUUUGAUGAUAUCGAAAUUUCAAACAUUGAGUUCAAAAGGCCAAGUAUUAGCGAAGCAGAAAUUGGAGUCCAAAACCGGAAAUACAUUCGAUUGGGCCGCUGUUUGCAGGAGGGUCACUCAACGUUUGGAACUGUGGGCCCGUCAGUUCUAAUGGCGGAUGCAUCUGGUAAGCAAUAGCGAAAGACCAACUUUUGAAAUCUUUUCUAAUAUCCAUCCUCACUCUGUGCUUCUUCUUUGUGUAAACGUCGGCAAAGUCAUUGUGCCAACUAGUUUUUGGAAUAAUAAUGCCAUUUGAGUCUGCAAAAACAGCAUCAACCCCUCAACCAAGACCUAA
Messenger RNA from Lobosporangium transversale, 621 nucleotides. RefSeq lists its product as hypothetical. Bases 135 to 464 code for a protein of 109 amino acids. NCBI's taxonomy places the organism in Eukaryota, Fungi, Mortierellomycota, Mortierellomycetes, Mortierellales, Mortierellaceae. The transcript is spliced from 3 exons. The record is from RefSeq and is a predicted model, not a curated record.